Messenger RNA from Rana temporaria (common frog), 3270 nucleotides. It is a transcript of the gene MAP2K7, whose product is annotated as mitogen-activated protein kinase kinase 7. Gene Ontology annotation, molecular function: protein kinase activity; ATP binding. Gene Ontology annotation, biological process: protein phosphorylation. Bases 99 to 1400 code for a protein of 433 amino acids. Lineage: Eukaryota; Metazoa; Chordata; Amphibia; Anura; Ranidae. The record is from RefSeq and is a predicted model, not a curated record. The transcript has 12 exons.
UCAGGCCGCCGCGCAAGCGCAGAGCUGAUCUGUCAGUCUUCCUCUCCCACACGCACGCGCACUGGCCUGUUUGUUUAUUAUUAGUGCGCGGAGGGAAGAUGGCGGCGUCCUCCCUGGAACAGAAACUCUCUCGUCUGGAGGCCAAGCUGAAGCAGGAGAACCGAGAGGCCAGGAGAAGGAUCGAGCUGGAGAUCAGCCCGCAGCGUCCACGGCCUAUUAUUCUCAUCACUCUAAGCCCCACGCCCGCUCCAUCCCAGCGAGCAGCCUUACAACUUCCUCUGGCCAAUGAUGGACACAGUCGCUCCGACAGCUCCACACAUCAUCACCCCUCGCUGCCCGUCCGACCACGGCACAUGUUGAACAUACCGCAAACCAACUACGUGACGCAGCGGAGCUUGGAGAGCACUGAAAUUGACCAGAAGCUGCAAGAAAUCAUUAAGCAGACUGGGUAUCUGUUAAUUGAUGGACAGAAAUACCAGGCGGAUAUAAAUGACCUGGAGAAUUUAGGAGAAAUAGGCAGUGGGACUUGUGGACAAGUGUGGAAGAUGAGGUUUAAGAAGACCGGACCUAUCAUCGCUGUGAAGCAAAUGCGCCGUUCAGGAAACAAAGAGGAGAACAAACGUAUUUUGAUGGAUUUGGAUGUAGUACUGAAGAGCCAUGAUUGCCCAUACAUAGUACAGUGUUAUGGCACUUUCAUCACAAAUACUGAUGUGUUCAUAGCCAUGGAGCUGAUGGGGACCUGUGCAGAAAAACUGAAGAAAAGGAUCCAGGGUCCCAUACCAGAGAGGAUUUUGGGAAAGAUGACUGUAGCAAUUGUAAAUGCCUUGUAUUAUCUGAAAGAAAAACAUGGAGUGAUUCACAGGGACGUCAAGCCCUCGAAUAUACUGUUGGAUGCUAGUGGACGGAUAAAGCUGUGCGACUUUGGAAUCAGUGGGCGUCUUGUGGACUCAAAGGCCAAAACCAGAAGUGCGGGUUGUGCUGCAUAUAUGGCUCCUGAGAGAAUCGAUCCUCCAGAUCCCACUAAGCCAGACUAUGAUAUCCGAGCAGAUGUGUGGAGUCUUGGGAUCUCAUUGGUGGAGUUGGCCACAGGUCAGUUUCCUUACAAGAACUGCAAGACAGAUUUUGAAGUUCUCACCAAAGUCCUUCAAGAAGAACCUCCAGUUCUCCCUCAUAAUAUGGGAUUCUCACCUCUUUUCCAGUCUUUUGUCAAAGAUUGUCUCACGAAGGAUCACAGAAAAAGGCCAAAGUAUAAUAAGCUUUUGGAACAUUCGUUCUUGCGUCAAUACGAGACACAAGAGGUAGACGUAGCCUCAUGGUUUCAGGAUGUCAUGGCUCGGACAGAGUCUCCAAGGAGCAGCACUCUCCUCAGUCCUCAGAAUCUUCCUUUUUUCGGCAGGUAGCAUCUGGCAAGGGAGGGGGAGGACCUACCCCUCCCCAACAUUAUCUGCAGAUGCGGGUUUCAGACUCAAAAGUGGAUAAUCGUGUAUUACGUGGUGUAUGGGGAGGGCGGGAGGGGGAGCUUCUUUUGAACAUUUCUCCUUGCAAGGGGAGGUCAACUCCCACUCCCUCACCAUUCUUCUUUUGGAGAUAUUUCAUUAUCCUUCACAUGUGAUCCCGAUACUGCAUAAUUCCCUUAUUGUUACAAGAGAUUGUCAACCCGCACAUUACUGCCCUCCUCUAACUAGGACUCUGCAUCAGAGUUGGAGAUGUCCAUCAGACUUUAUGGUUACUGUAGACCUGAAUAUACCACAUCUUGUAUGCAAGUUGUCCUACACAAAGUUCUAUUAACUGUCUACCGUUAGCUCUGUUCAGUCAUGUGGUAGCACCAUCGUGGUUCACAAUGGAGACUGUAUUUAAUUUUCAACAUGCUUGGAGUGUUCUAAUAAGUCACACUAUAGUCGGCUUGUUUUCUGUACACUUUAAUUGAAUACCUCCAGCACAUAUUGUCACUGACGUCUUGAUGGGGAGGGCAGCCUUGUGAUCAGAAAGAGGUUUCAAGAAAAUAACCACAAAAUUUCGGACAACACACAAUAAAUCAACAAGAAGAUGAAUUUGACUUUACCAAUCAAGUUCUCACUUUUUUUUUUUCUGUAGCAGCGGCUACUGUCAGGGACUUGAAUCCAUGGUCAGUGCUCUAAAACAAGUUCUUUGUCCUUGAAUGCAUGGAUAAGAAACACUAGAGCUUAGUUCCAUCACCAGGACUUUUUGAUUUUCUCCUCCAGCAUUGUUAAAAUGAUUGUCUACAUGGCACCUUAGAAUCCAAGCUUUGGAGCAUGGUCACAAAACUCGGCAGGGAGUCUCCAGAGAUCUGUUUCCGUGGUGGGAACGACGCGUUGCUGGACUUAUCGGAGACAUCUACCUAAGGUGAUGGUAGGAUCUAGUCAAGCUGACUCCUUGGUGCUUCCACCACACAGACUACAAUGGAGGUGGAGGAACUGCUUUCACAAAGGUCCUCUGCUGGCUCAGGAUGAAGUGGAAGAACCACCCAAGGCUUGGCACACGGUGAGGGAGUGGGAGCAAACUUGAGACUGAAAACCCAUAAAGAAUGGGACUCCUCAAACUCCAAUGAGUUGGUGGCAGUGGUAUGUUGUUGGACACUUGGGCAUUUUUUAUAUGCUGCCCUUACAGAUGGUAGAUGGGAAGUUUGCAUGUGAAAAAGGGAGGGGCAGGAGCAGCUCUGUUCCUGCCAGGAGGAGCUUUUUAAGUGCACGUGGAAGUGAGAUGAGUCGAGAACGGUGUAUGUAUGUUUGAAGAGGAGUUUCUAGGAGAACGUAUCUGCAAUGCAUUGCUCUUUGAAGCAGUCGAGCGACGCUCUGCCUGUCUUCAGAAUUCUUUAUAAAUGGGUCUAUAGAUGCAGUUUUAAUGCAUUAUCCGUUAAUUAAAUGUUAAUGAUGUGACUGCCCCCUUUCUCUAUAAGGGUGGAGCCAGGAGUGGUUCAAUGUGUGGGAGGGGCUUAAUAUGACUGUACCAAAGCUACAUGGUGAAAUGGGGGGUGGGGGGCUGCUGGGGGAUUUCCCACCGGUUUUAAUGUCUGUAAUUAUAUAUUCUGCGGUGUAGCAGGCACUCUGCUAUUCCGCAUUGUAGUGUGGGUGUGUGUAUGUGUGUUUCCUUGAUCCUCUCUUUCUAUCCCCACCACUUUAUCCUCUAUCCCCCCCCCCCCCCCCCCCCCAUCCUGCUUCCGUAUAUACUCUUUACUAUUCCUGUUGCAUGUGUCCAGCUGGCUUUUCUGUGGGUAAAGCCAUGUUUGAAAUAAACUCUGCUACAACACUC